Pelobates cultripes (western spadefoot toad) is the source of this 366-nucleotide messenger RNA. Lineage: Eukaryota; Metazoa; Chordata; Amphibia; Anura; Pelobatidae. The record is from the annotation of a GenBank genome assembly.
AUGCUCCUCAUCCACAGGGUCCCCAAGCCCAGGUACUUACCAGACUCCGCUCCACAAGACGUCCUUCUCCGGGCGCACUACUUCCACAUCAAGGAGUUGGCCCUCAGAACGUACCGCAGCAAACCGGACCCGCAUGAUCUCUCUGUGGCUACACUCAGACGAAGACGGGAGUUCCAACAGAUUACAGCAACACUCCGGGAUCAAGGAAUUCGUUACAGAUGGGGCUACCCGACAAAAAUUAUACUCACACGUUAUGGAGAAACAAAGUCCUUCUCCACCCCGGAGGAAGGCCUAAAGAUGCUGCCUCGCCGUUACCCUUUUCCAGACAGACCCGCAGGCCCCAAGUGGUCUAAUCGGACUGUAUGA